AUGAAUAGAAUGGAAGAAUUUCUUAAAAUUGUUUAUAAAUAGUUUUAAUAGACUGAAUUUAACCUAGGUAUCAAAUUCAGAAGAAUCCUAUAAAAAUCUUAAAAUACUAGCUGGUACUCUCAAUUGAAUGGCUUUCAACAAAGAAGAACACUUUCCAGAACGAUACCAGGUAUCAUUUAUUCAACUAAUGUAAACCUAGAUACAACUAAAUAAGUUUGGCAUACUUCAUCAGUCAUUACUUUAUAAACAUCAAAAUGAU
Molecule: messenger RNA, 259 nt
Organism: Paramecium pentaurelia
Lineage: Eukaryota; Ciliophora; Oligohymenophorea; Peniculida; Parameciidae
Source: the annotation of a GenBank genome assembly